UUGUCAUUUUAUCGAUUUCGUGAAUGUCGCGUCCCAUUUCGCUAGUGACGGAGAAAAGAAAGAUCAUCGCAAUUGUACGCAGUUCUCCGCCGUCUGGUUCCUGUUAGCUGUAGUUUGAGCCACUACACUUCCGUUAGAACAAGCGCAAAUAAAGCGAAACCACCAGCUAACGACGUGUUUGCACAGAAAUUGCGUGCAGCACCUGCUGACAGCGCUCGGAAGCCUUUCGUAGUUGGCCACUGUCAAAUUGCAAGCUCGUUUGCCUAGGAGGCGUACUAGACCGGGGUUGCCACAGUUGGAGAAAGAUAGUUUGUGGAUAGAAGAAAAAUCUGGAAACUUAUUUCUGAUCGGCACACGUACACGUGCGGAUAUAUUGGUAAAAGAAAGCAUCGUAUUUCCUGUGUGUGUGAAUAUUAGCUGCCGACGAGGCCUUUGUGUGAACGUGCGAAAAGAAGGGAAGUUAAACAAAUAUGGCUGCUCUGCCCCGUAGAAUAAUCAAAGAAACGCAGCGUCUGAUGCAGGAACCUGUCCCCGGUAUCAGUGCCAUACCGGACGAACAGAAUGCCCGUUACUUUCACGUAAUCGUUUUCGGCCCGGAGGAUUCACCGUUCGAGGGCGGCCUGUUCAAGCUAGAGCUGUUCCUGCCCGAGGAUUAUCCGAUGUCGGCACCAAAGGUGCGUUUCAUAACAAAGAUCUAUCAUCCAAACAUCGAUCGUCUCGGACGGAUCUGUCUAGACAUUCUUAAGGAUAAGUGGAGCCCAGCGCUGCAGAUUCGUACCGUGCUGUUGUCGAUCCAGGCACUGCUGAGCGCACCCAACCCAGACGAUCCGCUGGCGAACGAUGUGGCCGAGCUGUGGAAAGUGAACGAAGCGGAAGCAAUUCGAAACGCCAAGGAGUGGACGCAACGGUACGCGAACGUCGACAACUAGAUUCUGAUUAACCAAUUUCCUUAAGCUACACACAAUAACUUUUUUAAAAAGAGAAAAACAUUGUAACGAAGACGGCGAUCGUAACACGUGCGGCAAAUAAGCAGCCUCAGCAUCAGCAUUAGCACCAGCUCCAGCUCCAAUAUCCGCCUUCCUUCAGCAACUCAAGCGGAAAAAAUCACCUCUAUAGGAGAAACAAACGCGUGCGCGUGUUUGUGUGUGUGUGAAUGUGCGUUAGUGUGUGCGUGUGUCCACAGGAAUUUCUACAAAUUGAACAUCAUCAUCCAAGCAAGCAACUGUCAAAAAUCUUUAGCGCGAAAAUUUGCAAACAAUAGAAGAGACUAAACACGCAGCAUCCCCAGCUGUAAUAUGAGGAUGAUGAUGAUGAAGUGCGGUGAAAACGCGGUGAUAGGCAUCGAAAUUGUUGAAUCAAGCAGUCAUGCUUCUAAAUUGUACGAGCUUGAUUUCAUGCCCAAUAGUAGUGUGUGUCCAUGGUUCCACAAAGAACUACCAACCUUUCAGAACAUCAGCGGCCAUAGCAGCAGUCAUAAUAAGAACAGCAAAACAAAUCAAACCAUGUCUGCUACUCUCGACGAGAAGUCUCGCAUAUGAGCGAAACAAUGGCAACAACAACAGUACGAAAGCGUGAGGAAAUUAUGCACCAUCAGAUCAAUUACUGCAGCAACACAAAUGAAAACAAAUGGAAGAUAGUGCGCGAUGCCCAUACAUUCUCAAACUAGGAGCAUCAGAAUUAUCUUGCUGCUAAUCAGGUGAGGGCGGUAGGAUGCACCAUUUAUCAGGAUCGGUACAAGCGGUUUGAUGAUUCGCUCGCUGUCUGGUGCCUAGAUAUCGAUAAAAUUACUACUGAAAUUGAACAAAAAUCUCUUCAUAAUUUAAAUGGUACGAGGCCUGUUCAAAGAGUAAAGCAAACAUUCAAAUUGUCCCUGGUUAGAUACAUUAAGUAUUUGCUUUGUGUUGUGAGAUUAGCUUGUAUUCAACGUAUAUGUUCAUAUCAUAUUGUAUAUUGUAUUGUUUAUUUGAUAGAAGAUGAAUACACGAUUUGGUUGAUUCGGUGAAUUUGUGCCCGUGCCGCAGACAAAGAAUGUAGGUUGCGUAGUUCAAAGAACAAUAUUAUUGCUCCAAAAUGUUUGAUAAUUACAGAUGGAAAGAGAGAGAGAGAGAGAGAGAGAGAGAGAGAGAGAGAGAGAGAUUUAGUGUGGAAUUUUGUUUUCUCAUUUAUUGUUGUGGUUUUGUACAAAAUCGCCUCCAGAAUCAAGCAAGUUAAACUCUUCUAUCUUUCAUUCAACAAUAACGCAAUUUGAUAUUUAUGAUCACUAAAACGUUAGGGACACGAUUAGCUAUCAAGCAAAACGAAAAACAAAACCAGAUUCGAAUGCAGUGUUCGAAACCCGACUCGUUCGAAAUGUUACUUUUCCCUUGCAACUCACCUUACCUCGUACAAUGGGAAGAAAGUACAACGGUUUAGGGCAAUUAUGAAAUCUAGGGCGAAAGAUGAAACAAAAUAAAGCUAUUUCUUACAAUUUGUGCUGCAAGUAGUAUAACGGGGACAAAGAAUAUAAAAAUUAAUAGUACUGCAUGUAGGUUUUGAAGAAUUUCGAACCGUUACUAUUAUUUACGAAUGCUCGAGCCUUACAGCGGAUUGCGUAAUUUUCUUUCCGAUUGGAAUAGUUUCCAAGGAUUGUCCUUUUUCUCUCCCCUUUAUCCUCGGUACGUUCAGGCCUUGGUAUCGUUUCUCUUGAAUUGUUUAUGAAGUGCCGUAUAUUGCAAAUACCGCAACAACAGGCAAAACACAACUAUUUUGGUAGAAAACUCACUCUAAUUAGAUUAGAUAACGAGGAAGAUGGCGGAAGAUAAGGUGAAAGUAAUCCAAAAGACACCAGAGGAGUGUAACGGAAGAGGAGAAGAAUAGACCAAAAGUGCUGACUGAGAGAAAUAUACUAAAACCUACAGCAAUUCGCCGACGCAUGAUAUGCCGAACGAAUGAAAAUCUGAACCGGUUACACAAGCACCAAAACGGCCACACGGUAAAGAGCACAGAUACACUUACAACUCGAUUCUUGAAUAGCUGUUUAAAAGCAAGAUAAAAAAAACGCAUACACUUACUACAACUCACAAUGCAUACAACUUUUUCGUGAAUUGGUAGGACAAAUGGAAUUUAAAAUAUCUUUCUGAAAAGGAUCCCGAAUGCACUGUAAUGACGCGGCAAACAUAAGUUUGUGUCUCUGACAGGGAAAGAGCAUGGAUCAUGGAGAAUACGCGAACUGGUAAACUAAUAUGCGAGAGAUGCAACAAAUACACGUAUGACACAUGAGGAAAGUUAUAAUGAUGGCCACUAGGAAACGCAUUCAACUCGCAAAACUCUUUCCCAACACAAAAACAACAUGAAGAGAAAAUGAAAAGAAAACAAAACAUAACAAAAAAAAACAUGCAAACACUCUACGGAAACAGUUGUAAAUUAGAAUGAGGAUUAUAAAUAAUUGAGCGAAAAACUAAAAUCGAUUGUGUGUUAUGUAUUGAACCCAUUGAAGAAUAUAUUGAGAAAACAAUGUUGCAUAUUCGAACAUUGCAUAGAGUGCUUCGAUAAUUGUAACUACAAUUUCGAUUACUGUUAUGGUGAUCUACUGUUA
Molecule: messenger RNA, 3574 nt
Organism: Anopheles moucheti
Lineage: Eukaryota; Metazoa; Arthropoda; Insecta; Diptera; Culicidae
Product: ubiquitin-conjugating enzyme E2 N
Exons: 2
Coding region: 471-929 (152 amino acids)
Source: RefSeq, a predicted model, not a curated record